UGAUGGCUGCUGAAAUUACCUUGCAUGGUAAGAUUCCCUGACAGGAAGGCAAAAGCAGAGAGAAAGGAGAAGGGACGAUAAAUCUGGAAACACCUCCCUUGAAGAUCUCUCUUGGCCAACCAUUUGGGUUCUUGAGUAUACAGCAAAGCCAGCCCGCAUUCAGCCACAUAUUGCUGGCCUCCUGUGCGCCUGAGAGGGAACCCCUUGCCAUCCAGCCCAAGGAUCAACGAAUGAAACUACAAACUUAAAAGAAAAACCUCAAGUAAACCAAUCAGGACUCAUUUUGACUGCAAUUCAGACAUGUUGUCUGGGCAUAAGAAGAGAGCCCAGAAAAGAGUUUCUGUAGGUCCCACAACCAUGGAGGCUGCAAAAUCAUCUCCAAGGCUGCAAGAUCCCAGACAGUCUCCAGUUGAAGUAUCUGAAGAAUCUCUCCAUAGAGAACAACCACCAUUAGAUCCAAGAAUACAGUCAUCAGUCACUGAAGCGAUUCUACAUCUCUUAAGAGAGGUAUCAAAGGAUACCAAACAGCUACGAGCAGGGCAAGUUUCUCUCCGUUCUGAGAUGGCCCUGUUAAGAGCCUCGAUAAGCCAAAUCCAUGAACGGCUUGAUGGCGUUGAAUCUCGAUUUUCCUCUUUGGAAGACAGAGCUUGUGAAACCCAACAAACAGCAUCAAUCAUGUUGGCAUCACAGUCUGACCCCAGGGCAUUGCCCGGAGCAUCCACUUCUUCCUUCAGCUCUCACCAAAUUAUCUCCGAUGCUUCUCAAACUGCAGUUUCACCAAGUUCUUCUGCUGAGCAUGCUGCUGUUGCAUCAAUUGAACCUGCAGCUCCAUCAGCAUCAGAACCGUUCAGAGCUGUGCCCAGUAUCCUGGUGUAUGUUGAGACUGAGGAGAAGGCCCUCCAAGUGCUUGCUGAUGCAUGGUCCCAGGAGAGGACAUCUGAGAGUGAGACAGCUCAUGCACAGGCUGGUCACCAAGAGAACACCUUUUCUUCAGCACCACCUCCCAUUGCUCCAGAGUAUAAACCAGAGCCCCAACCAUUGACAAGCACAGAGGAGAAGGCCCUAGAAACGUUUGCUGAUGUGUUGUCCCAGGACAGGAUCUCUGAGGGCAAGUCAGCUCAUACAGAGGCUGAGGAAUUUGAUCCCAAGGAAGACAUCUUCUCUGGAUCAUCACCUCAAAAGAAUAAGCCAGAUCCACAACCUUUGAUGAACAGCCUUCCAGAGACCUCUCAGCUCAGGCAGCCCACAACUUCAGAUGUUGUGCGGAAAGAAGCACCACCAACAGCCAUACAAUUUUCCAGAAGACUUUCCUCUAACAAGAGAUCCAGUAGCACUGCUUUGGCCUGUGGCACUACCUCUGCUGGGAGUCGCAGUCAUCUUGUUUCACCACCUCCCACAAAAGUGAUGCCUCCCAUCAAACGUCAACGGACAUCCAUUGCCUGGCAGUAUUUCACAAGGAAGUCCAAGUACAUUGCUACCUGCAAGGACUGUGGAGUGGAUGUGAGAAUUGGAAAAAGAGGAGGCUGUGGCAUCUUAGGGACUGCCCCUCUGCUCUCACACCUCAAGCGCAUCCAUCACAUUGUCCAGAAAAAAAAGGCACCAUCUGUGUUGCCUGAAGCCAUGUCGAAGGUCCACAGUACAGAAAGACCUUCCACCACUGAGAGACCCAGCAGAAUUUCAUCACCUGCCUUAUCAUGUGGCACUACUUCUGUAAAGGCUGUCUGUCAUCUUGCCUCAUCACCCCCAACAAAAAUGAUGCCUCCCACCAAAUGUCAACAAACAUCCACUGCCAAACGUCGACGAACAUCCAUUGCCUGGCACUAUUUCGCAGAGAAGUCCAAGUACAUUGCUACCUGCAACAUCUGUGGAGUGGAUGUGAAAAUUGGGAGAAAGGGUGGCUGUGGCAUCUUGGGGACUGCAGCUCUGCUCUCACACCUCAAGCGCAUCCAUCCCAAUUUUAAAAGAGCUGCAAGGGCUUCUAAAAUGGCGGCAGCAACCACUGGACAGACCCGUGGCCACUGUCACUUGUAGUUUGACCGUUUGUCUCCAGGUGAGAUGUUGGGUCUGUAUGCUGCUUACUGGUCCAGUAUGGCUCUACUGACUCCAUUAACAAUGCUGCUGUCCGAGUGAACUGGAAGGCCCAACUGAAAUAUUACCUCAGCAGAGCCCACUGUCCCCAUCACCAGCAUCCGGACCAGCUGCCUCUCCAGGACUACCUGCCCGUCACUUCUAAGUCUAGGCAAAAGAUAACUGAGGGGGGGACAUGAAGAAGGUUUAUAAAAUUACUACAGGCCCAUCCCUGCUCACGCUGUUCACCAACCCUGUAAGCCACCACACUUGCCAUUCAUUUUGUAGGUUCACUAGGUCUUUAGGGUCCAGAGGGUAAACCCAAACGUGGCAUUCGACCAUAUUUUUGUCCUAUAAUUUUAUUUAUUUAUUUAAACUUUUAUGUGCUUCCUUUCCACUCAAAAUUAAGUCCCCCAAGUUGGCGAACAACAGAUAUUAAAAGGUUAAAUAAUAUUUGGAAUGCAUUGAUAAAUACAAUAGAAAACAUAGAUUUAAACACAAACACAAAUUAUCAGCAAAAUAGUAAAGAGUUCAGUAGCACCUUUAAGACUAACCAACUUUAUUGUAGUAUAAGCU
Eublepharis macularius is the source of this 2643-nucleotide messenger RNA. RefSeq lists its product as uncharacterized. The record is from RefSeq and is a predicted model, not a curated record. Lineage: Eukaryota; Metazoa; Chordata; Lepidosauria; Squamata; Eublepharidae. Bases 301 to 2031 code for a protein of 576 amino acids. Gene Ontology annotation, molecular function: DNA binding. The transcript is spliced from 4 exons.